Plasmodium inui San Antonio 1 is the source of this 444-nucleotide messenger RNA. RefSeq lists its product as hypothetical. NCBI's taxonomy places the organism in Eukaryota, Apicomplexa, Aconoidasida, Haemosporida, Plasmodiidae. The transcript has 2 exons. Bases 1 to 444 code for a protein of 147 amino acids. The record is from RefSeq and is a predicted model, not a curated record.
AUGAAUAAUGAUAGUUACAUCAGUAAUUACACUUGUUUUUAUGCCAAAAGAUAUCAUGCAUGUGAAGAUAUGUAUGAUGGGCUUGAAGACUCCUGUGUAAAUUCUAAGAAUGCCCUGAAACAUAUGUUCGAGCUGAAAAUAACUAUUGCAACUGGCACUGUUAAUAGAUCUGGACGAACUAAUAAACUACAGAAAAGGAGCCACGUGAGGAGAAUUGGUAAUUAUAACGCAUAUUUAUUUGUUGCUAAAUUAUUCGGUAUUUGUCAUUCGGAAGAAGAAAAAGUGUUAUACGAAUAUUUUUCAGAUUUCGAUGUUGUGAAAAAUUAUAUUAACUCUGGAAAUAAUAAAGAAAACAGAGUUCUUGAUUGCAUGAAUAGUAUGAAAAAAGUCUUCAGGGAGGAAAACAACGAAGAUUAUUGUUGUGAUAGAAAAUAUGCGUCUUGA